Molecule: messenger RNA, 1308 nt
Organism: Cricetulus griseus (Chinese hamster)
Lineage: Eukaryota; Metazoa; Chordata; Mammalia; Rodentia; Cricetidae
Source: RefSeq, a predicted model, not a curated record
AUGCAUGCAUGGCAGGAAGACCCCAACAGUUUGCGCCAUAAAUACAACUUUAUUGCUGACGUGGUGGAGAAGAUCGCUCCUGCUGUGGUUCACAUUGAACUCUAUCGCAAGGAAAGCUGCCAGUCCUGCUGCUUGGUCGUUCCUCAGAGCUGCGGCCGGGAGAGUUUGUGGUAGCCAUCGGAAGCCCUUUUUCUCUUCAAAAUACGGUCACCACCGGGAUUGUCAGCACUACUCAACGAGGUGGCAAAGAGCUGGGGCUCCGAAACUCUGAUAUGGACUAUAUUCAGACAGAUGCCAUCAUCAAUUAUGGAAACUCUGGAGGCCCCUUAGUAAACUUGGAUGGCGAGGUGAUUGGAAUUAACACACUGAAGGUGACAGCAGGCAUCUCCUUUGCAAUUCCAUCGGACAAGAUAAAGAAAUUCCUGACAGAGUCCCAUGACCGACAGGCCAAAGGGAAAGCUGUCACCAAGAAGAAGUAUAUUGGUAUCCGAAUGAUGUCGCUCACAUCUAGCAAGGCCAAAGAGUUGAAGGACCGCCACCGAGACUUCCCAGACGUACUCUCUGGAGCGUAUAUCAUUGAAGUAAUUCCCGACACUCCGGCAGAAGCCGGAGGGCUCAAAGAAAAUGAUGUCAUCAUCAGCAUCAAUGGACAGUCAGUGGUCACUGCUAAUGAUGUCAGUGAUGUCAUUAAAAAGGAAAACACCCUGAACAUGGUUGUCCGCAGGGGCAAUGAAGACAUUAUGCUUACAGUUAUUCCUGAAGAAAUCGACCCAUAGGCAGAGGCAGGAACCUGACUUCAUGUUUUCCUCAAAAUUCUCCAGUAGAUGACACAUGAGAACUCUGAGCUGGUGACACAGGACAUCCAGGACUUUUGUCUGACAUUUUGCUUGUUCAGGGAACACCCCUGCCGACAGAAUCCUUUUUGAUAGUCUGCGGGUAAAACAAAUGCAAUGUUGCAGGUGCAUGGGCGGAGGCCCCACCCUCUGUAUGCUAUGUAUGCAGCGCGCUUUUUCUUACAAGCUUGGGCUCUUCCUGCUUAAACAGUCAACAUUUGUCUCUUCCCUUAGCCCAAGUUGUCCAACUAAUGCAGUUGAUUGGAUGCAUAGAUAAGAGGAAGGUCCUCACAGUCAUGGUCUUGGACGUGUUUACACUUUCCUCCAACUCGGCGCCCAGAGGAAGUUGAUGCCCUGAGACCAUAGGUGGGUGACCCUGGCUUCUGAGAUGGCCAAAGAUGCCUCUUAGGAAUCCUGGAACCAGGAGCACAAUGACUUUGAGUUUCAGCUAUUAAAGUACUUCUUCAUACUUGGA